Dermacentor andersoni is the source of this 5547-nucleotide messenger RNA. RefSeq lists its product as uncharacterized. NCBI's taxonomy places the organism in Eukaryota, Metazoa, Arthropoda, Arachnida, Ixodida, Ixodidae. The record is from RefSeq and is a predicted model, not a curated record.
UGAUCUGUAACCAUGCCAUCCCGCAUCAGCACACGCUCCAAAAGCUUUCGCAUUCUACCCUAAUCAUGUUUAGUUUAAUUUCACCGGUACAUUUACGAAGCCUUUCUUGAAGCCUACAGUGCACGUACUGCAGAAGAGAACGAGAGAAAGAGAAAAGGAAAGAGGAAUGGCGGAGGGCUUUAUAAGGACAUAAACUAUAAGAAUUAUAAACAACGUACAUCUUUUGCUAGCGCGUUCUCGCUGCCUCCCGCCACAAAUAUUUAGCGUUUCACGGUCAAGGCAUAAGUUUCCGUUGCGUAUGCGUUCGACAAACAGGUGAACACUGGCGGCAUAUCCCGCCGGUCACUUUUCAAAACACGGCGACGGAAACGCGCAAUAUCAUAUUUCAACGUGCACGCCCGCUGGGCCUCGACCAGACCUACGUGUAUUUUCUUCUUCGGCAUGACCUUUUGAUUAUUUGACGUAAGGGCGUCAAUACUCUAAAUCGCGUUCUAACGAAACAUAUAAUGCUUUCUACGACAUGUGCGCGGCAGCCACGAAGGCUGCAAGUUUUUCAAGGUCAACGUGUAUCCAGUUCAACGAGUACUCUUCCGUUUAAGCGAAGCUCUUUGAACGUAACGGCAAUUAGACCGGUUAGGCCAAUGAUUCCGGUAAACAAAAAGCGCGUCUUGCGAAGAACGAAAAAAAUGAAAGGAGGAAAAGUAAAAAAAGAAACAAAGCCCUUACGCAGAAGUGAAAGGAGUGCGACGUUUACGAUUCUACCACAAGGCGAGACCGCUGGCUUUUGGCCAACAGCGAAAAACAGGACAGCAAAACGAAUUAACAUAAGGAAGCAAGCGGUGUCAUUUACAAGGCUGUACCUAACCUCGGGACCGAGCAUAAAUAAGUUCCACGGAGAUCACCGCGAUUCCCAUGACGUCAUCGCCCUAAUUGAAAUGCGCGAGUCCACUCCUCCGCUAUACGUAUAUAUACGCUUAUCGGCGUAGCGGCCCCGAAAACAUUUCAACAAACCAAUUCAUUUUUUCCCCCAAUUGAAUAGUAGAAUUUCCUGACCCAGGCCGAUUGAAAAGCGCUUCUGCUUGGUUCCUUACACAAAAGCACAUGAUUCAAUCACUUCUCUUUUUUUUUUCAUAUAGUUGAGAAACGUUCCGUCUGUAAAACAGUUACACUCCGCAAACAUUUGCGCGGUUAUCUUUUUAUUUUAUGUUGUGUAUUAUUUCGCGCCAGUGUUUGUGGACGAAACCGAACACACAGCGUUGGUAUAUACAAUGUAUCACCUCGGGGUAUACAGCAAUGAAGCCGGAUAGCAAACAACAAAUUCGGGACAUUAAACGUGCUCCGAUAUUACGCUUGAUUCGGCCCUGGUUACCCGGAAGUUGCUCAAAUGCAUGCAAAUACAUUAUGUCACAAAUUGUAUAAUUUUGGCGGCCGCUUGCACGGUUGCAUCAUACGUAUUCAAGCUCAGAAUGCCAAUAAUGUUACUCGUAUACAUUAUGGCUUUUUUUUAGACGUGAAAAAUGGCGACAACGCGAGCCGCAGUGAUGUUUUCAUAAAGGUUUAGAGGUCGAACAACGAUGUAACACCCGUUUCCUUCUAAGCUGAUGGCUUCGAAGGUAAUGCCUGUCGCCAGGGCCGCGAGGUGAAGUAUACGUUUAUCGAAAAGAAGGAAUGGGUAUCGAAAUUUCAAAUGCGUUGCACUCAGUAAUCCGAUGUUCGUUGGGAACGCAGCGAUAUAAAAAAAACGGAUAAGAGCAUGCAAAAGCGUGGCGCGAAUUCGAUACGGCGUGGAACGCGGUACGGAACAAAGUCGGUGUGGCAUUACAACUUACUAAUGCGCAGAACGGCGAAAUAAACUAUAGAAAAAUGUCGUAAACAGAAGCUACUUAAUUGCGUGUCACAGGGGAUAAGCUGGCGUCAUUAAGGUCCAACUGCAAGACGCACUUCAAUCAAUCAUAAUAAUAAUAAAAAAAACAAUUUGUAGCACCAAGAGAACCUUGCGUGAGUGGCGAGAAGUGGCUUCAGCACAAAUGUUCGCGAAAACGCGUAAACCAUAGACAACUUCGAUAGCGCCUAUUGUAAGGAACAGCCAACGCGCGGCCUGACAAAUAAGAAUCGUAAAACUCUCAGGGCGACAAUAAACGUGCCACCAUUUGCAUCUGUCUGGCUUUAUCAUAUCUAUAUACAUAGGGAGAACGCCGACUGCUCGGAACGCCUGGCAGGUGCAGAGCCGAACACUUUGACAGUGAUGCCCGGACAAUGUUGGCCCCCUCACAACGGCCGGAUAUCACUCCGCAUCAUCGCCGGAGGUGCGGCAGUUCGUGGUCGAGGUUGGGUCGGGCGAACGCACCCCGACCCAAUAGAAGAACGAUCGGUGACGCGCGCUCUGUGCGAAGCAGCCGUUGCAUGCAAAGCACGCGACUUCGGUCGGGAGAUGGGAUGCAUCGACGAAGCCCUCUGUUCUCUGGCAUGGAUCCCUCACGCACUUUUGUGUCGCCCUGCGCAGAACGUAAGGAAGAGAGGAGGACGUCUCCAACUGAUCCUGGACACCGAACCGACGCCCGCGGAAACGGCACUUCGCUGCCAUACGUCCUGAGAAGAGCGCAUGAUGCGUCGGGCCUUCGCACUGACCACUGCUCUGGGCGCCCUGUGUUUCCUGUUCCUGUCGCGCUACACGACCGUGCUGCCAUGGCUCAGCUGGUGGAAGUCGGCGCGCUCGGAAGAAGACGAGGACCUCGAGGCCAGCGGCUACCUGAUCCGCACUCCGGAGUGCCACAUCCCCGCAUGGGACCCGUUCGACCCCAGCGUGGCCCACCUGUACCGCAAGGUGGCCGACUUCGUGUGCCCCGGUAAACCCACCUUCCUACGCGUGCGUCCCAACGCAGUGCUGGUCGCGGACGACGCUCUCCUCUGGCGUUACUACAAGCUCAAGCGCUCGCAGGUCAAGUGCACCUACAGGGAGGUCUUCAGGAACCCCAAAGCCCCGGCGUACGUGGCCGACGAUCGCUACAACCUGAGCGCUCCGAGACAGCUGACCUUCGACCAGCCCCUGAAGGUGCACCACGCCAUCGUCAACUGCUUCCACAACCACCAGGAGGUGCUCGUGCAACACGUGCCCCUCGUGCCGGUGUCGCCGGAGCUGGAGCGCAGGCUCGAGCGACUCCAAGAGACCUCCGGGAAUUCGGAGGCGGCGAGGUUGAACGUGCUCAUGGUGGGAGUGGACUCGAUAUCCAACCUCAACUUCGAAAGGCACAUGCCGAGGACCAAGGCGUUCCUGAAGGACGUUCUUGGUGCCGUGCAGCUUCACGGUUACACCAAGAUCGGCGACAACACGUUCCCGAACAUAGUGGCGCUGCUGACGGGACAUUUCCUGGAGUACUAUUGGAACGAAAGCCUCUCCAGGUUCACUUUCGACGGGUUGGACUUCGUGUGGAAAGAUUUCGCCAAGAGAGGGUACCGCUCGCUGUUCGCCGAAGACGCGCCUAGCAUAGCCACUUUCAACUACCUCAAACACGGUUUCGCAAAACCGCCUGCCGACUACUACUUGAGACCGCUGUGCCUGGCCACGGAGAACUCGGCCGUGCGCUCCAAAGCGGGCCGUCACUGCUGGGGCUCCAAGAUGGAGAUGGAGGUCGUGUUCGACUACCUCGCCGACUUCGUCGAGGCGUGCGAGUCGCGCCCCCACUUCGGCUUCGCGUUCGUGGCUCGCCUCACUCACGACAGCCUCAACAACGCCGGAUACGCCGACGCGCCCUCGGUGCGCCUCCUCGAGCGCCUGCACGGCAGCGGCGCGCUCAAGAACACGCUGCUCGUGUUCUUCAGCGACCACGGCUUGCGCUUCGGGCCCAUACGGUCGACGUACGUGGGCAAGCUCGAAGAGCGCAUGCCCAUCAUGUUCCUCGCUUUCCCAGAAGCCUUUGCGCAGCAGUACCCGAACGCGGUGUCGCGGCUGCGGACGAACACCCGGCGUCUCACGACGCCGUUCGACGUGCACGCCACGCUGCAGCACCUGGCUUCGUUCGCGCCGGACCGUCCCCACCGGACGAUGCAUGGCGUCAGCCUGUUCCACGAGGUCGCGUUCAACCGAAGCUGCGACGACGCGUACAUCUUUCCGCACUGGUGCACCUGUCAGAACAGGACGGUGGUGUCCGUCAACGAUCCCGGUGUGAUCAACGCGUCGCACGCGUUGGUGAGUGCCGUCAACUCCCAGCUGGAGCCCAGGGCCGAACUGUGCAGCCCGCUCGCGCUCGACAAGGUCAUCGACGCCACGGUGUCGCAGCCCAACGACAAAGUGCUCCGCUUCGUGCGCCACUACCACGACGUGAUCGGCCGCGGAGUGCAGCUUGGAAAGAAAGUGACCGCACCGCUCGAUUACAUGGUGACGGUGAUGGUGAAACCCAGCAACGCACUGCUGGAGGCGACGAUCCGCUACUACGAGCCUACGGAACAGUACGUUGUGCUCGGUGACGUGAGCAGGUUAAACAGGUACGGCAGUCAGGGGGAGUGCAUAUCCGACGCGGUAAUGCGCAAGUUCUGCUACUGCAGGACGCACCUGAAAGCCACUAGGGGACCGGGAUGAGGAACAUUGUUGUGGAGAAACAUCGGUUGUGAGCAGUAAUAACGAGGCCUAUGGACGGGACCUCGUGUAUUGUAUAGCAUGUACGUUGCGACACCUUUCAGCAACGCACGCAUUCGCUUUUUCGUAUGGCGAGUGUGCAAACAAUCUCUGGGGCCAUGAAUGAUGAGGGGGGGUAGAGUGAGAGUAUCACUGAUGGAUACAAGACUCCCGUGUGUAAAGCGCGUCAACUUAACGGCGUUUCCGAAGACAAGCCAAAGAUGGACAUUUUACCUUUUGUAGGCAGGAACCACUGUUGCAGUGUGCUUCGAAGGUGUAUCGAAAUUUACUUUUAUUUGUUUAUUACCAUAGCCGUCUCAGAGAAUAGGCAAACGUGUAGACAUAACAUAUGGAGGUUAUGUAAUUCCAGAAAGCCACAGAACGAUAGCUAUAUCAACUAAAAGACGGUGCGAAACUGGGUUAGUACGUGCAAAUUAAUAGCAAGAUGCACCGACAUGCCACCAACGAAGUUUAAUAAUUGUUUUGGGUGCCACAUUCCGUGUUUGUUCGUAUUAAAAUAACCCCGAUCAGAAGCUAAAUAGCGACACUGCCAGAUCCAGCGCAUUACUACCUGCUUUAUUAUUCACAUAUUUAUCACCAUGAUCUACAGUCAUAAGUGCAGGUUCCAGCCCGUACAGGUAUAGUAUACAGAUCUGGGUAUUGUCUGUGAUACGCGCAAAAAAAAAAAAAGAAACAUGGGCUAGUAUAGCCGACAGUAUGUUCAGAGAGUAGCUCAUGAAUAGGAUCAUUUGUUAUCUGAAUAAAGAAUUGAAUAGGUAAAUAAACGUAUUUGAGCAAAGGUCGCCGACACGGCUCUGUUGUUCCGAGUCACCAAUGAACGAGCUUUUCACGCGAAGAAACUGAACUCUGAAGGCCUUCUGCACCAUCAAGAGAGCAUUAAUUGUCUUCCAAUAAAAUGAGACCAUCACAGAAAA